GCCCCGCCCCAGCUCGGCCUGUGCAGACUCUCGCGAGGUCUGAGGCCGCGGGGUUGGCCGGGGCGGCUGCAGUAUGGCGGAGACGGAAGGAGAGAGCCUGGAGUCCUGGCUGAAUAAAGCCACCAAUCCUUCCAACCGCCAGGAAGACUGGGAAUACAUAAUUGGCUUUUGUGAUCAGAUCAACAAAGAGCUUGAAGGGCCCCAGAUUGCUGUCCGACUGCUGGCCCACAAGAUCCAGUCUCCACAGGAAUGGGAGGCGGUGCAGGCUCUGACGGUCCUGGAGGCCGCCAUGAAGAACUGUGGGAGGAGAUUUCAUAACGAAGUGGGGAAGUUCCGGUUUCUGAACGAGUUAAUCAAAGUUGUCUCUCCAAAGUACCUGGGGGACAGGGUAUCUGAGAAAGUAAAGACCAAGGUCAUUGAGCUGCUCUACAGCUGGACAGUGGCCCUGCCAGAAGAAGCAAAGAUCAAAGAUGCCUACCACAUGUUGAAGAGACAGGGCAUAGUGCAGUCUGACCCACCAAUCCCUGUGGACAGGACACUGAUCCCCUCCCCACCGGCUCGUCCCAAAAACCCCGUUUUUGACGAUGAGGAAAAAUCCAAGCUUUUAGCCAAGCUGCUAAAGAGCAAAAACCCAGAAGACCUACAAGAAGCCAACAAGCUCAUCAAGUCUAUGGUGAAGGAAGAUGAGGCGCGCAUCCAGAAGGUGACCAAGCGCAUGCACACCCUGGAGGAGGUCAACAACAACGUGAAGCUCCUCCAUGAGAUGCUGCUGCACUACAGCCAAGAGCACUCAUCAGAGGCAGACAAAGAGCUCAUGAAGGAACUGUUUGAUCGGUGUGAAAACAAGAGACGAACAUUAUUUAAACUAGCCAGCGAGACAGAGGACAAUGACAAUAGUUUGGGGGACAUCCUGCAGGCCAGUGACAACCUCUCCCGGGUCAUCAACUCUUAUAGGACAAUUAUUGAAGGACAGGUCAUCAACAGUGAGGAGACCACCUCAGCUAUGCCUGACUCAGAAGGAAACAGCUACUCCAGUAAUCAAGGCACUCUCAUCGACCUUGCUGAGUUGGACACACCCAACAGUUCACCCCUGGUGUCGGCCCCAGCACCCAGCCCACCCUCCUCAGACAUCCCCAUCCUCCCUCCACCUCCCCAGACCUUGGGGCCUCCACGAAGCUGCUCCUCCAGCCAGGCUGAGCCUCCCCCUGGGCCCAGCAGCACAAACACCACCUUCUCCUUGCUGGAUGAGGAGCUGCUCUGCUUAGGACUCUCUGACGCAGCCCCCACUGCUCUUCCCAAAGAGUCAGCUGGAAAUAGCCAGUGGCACCUGUUCCAGGGUGAACAGUCCAGCGUGGACUUCUUCAGCCCCAGUCUAGGGUCUGCUGCCUGCUCCUCGGAGGGACCCCUGCUCCCGCCUUCAGAUCCCCCAUCAAUCACAUCCCAAGCUCCACUGCCAUCUCGCUUCCCAGCCAGCACACCUGGCCCCAGCACAGUCUCCUUCAUGUUCGCCUCCGGACUUGCCCCGGCUUUGGCCCCAAAGGCUGAACAUGCAGCCACUGAGUUCCACAACUCAGCACUAGGCGACAGCAACCUGAACCACCUGGAUGCCCUCGAUCAGCUUCUAGAAGAGGCCAAAGUGACCUCAGGCUUAGUGAAACCUGUGUCCUCUUGCUUUUCCCCUGGGGCCACCGCCUCCCCUCUGCUCCCCACCUCCGUUCCAGCCAGGCCUCUCCUGCCCUUCUCCGCGGGACCUGGCAGCCCACUCUUCCGUUCACCAGCCUUCCAGUCCCAGGGAAGCCCCAUGAAGGGGCCCGAGCUCUCCCUGGCCAGUGUCCACGUGCCCCUGGAAUCCAUCAGGCCUAGCAGCGCCCUUCCUGUGACAGCCUAUGACAAAAAUGGUUUCCGCAUCCUCUUCCACUUUGCCAAGGAGUGUCCGCCAGGACGGCCCGACGUGCUGGUGGUAGUGGUGUCCAUGCUGAACACAGCUCCUUUGCCAGUGAAGAGCAUUGUGCUACAGGCUGCAGUGCCCAAGUCAAUGAAAGUGAAGCUGCAGCCACCCUCUGGGACAGAACUCUCUCCAUUUAGUCCUAUCCAGCCACCUGCAGCCAUCACCCAGGUCAUGCUGCUGGCCAACCCAAUGAAGGAGAAGGUGCGACUCCGGUAUAAGCUGACCUUUGCUCUUGGGGAGCAGCUGAGCACAGAGUGACGGGCUGUCUUGUGGACAUCUCAGCAGGACAUGGAAUUCAGCCUAUUAGAAACAACCUGGCCUCAUGACAGAGACAAGUAGCGAUAGGAAGGAAGAUGAAGAGAAUCAGUUUUUACCCUUCAAAAGUAAGGGCUGGGAGCUGCUUGGGAAAAGUGCACCUCCUGUAUGCAGACAGGCCAUCCUACUCACUACCUCCUGCUCAGCAUGAAGUAAACUGCUUUUCUUCCCCUAGUACCUUCCUGCCAGAUGUGCAUGGUAGGGCACCUCCUCUGCUUGGGCCCAGGAGGCCUCAGGGUCAAGCAUACUGCACUGGAAUUAGGUCCUUCUGUGCUACACAGAAAUUCCAACUGUCUCCCCACUACAGAGGGGCACUGUCAGCCAGGAGCCAGCCUGGAGGGCGGGGGGGACUACACUCGAACCAAGACCCAGACCCUGAGGCUCUGACAGUGCUUGGCCCAGUUGUACCCGGGCAAGGCAUACUGGGCCACAAGGCAACCAAAAAUAAUUACCAGCUGCCCCAGAAGUUGGGUAAGGGCCAUGGCUCGGUGGCAUAAGCUAUGGCCCCUGCCCCUUGCCAGGUUUCCUUGCUGUGAAUCCAGAGGUCAUCUUGCCGCCUCUCCCUCACUUCCUUUCAUAAGCGGGUUUCACUGCUUCAUCAAGACAGGUCAAAAGUGAAGUUUUCACUAAAGGAAUAAAUCCAAGAGCUUUCCAGAGACCAGCGGAUGCCGCCCUGGGAAUGUCUAUGGGAUUACUGUGUGGAAAAGUACCUUAAUAAGCUUUAGAUAUUAAAAUUAGUUACCAGUGUUACUCCUACUAUUGAGGUCACUGAUUGUGGCAAACAACUGUACCAGAUAUACCCACUCUGCUGCCCCUGUUUUGCUGCAUGUUAAAUAAAACUAUUUUUACCCUACCUGGAAUCCUUAUAACAGACACCAUUUGCCCCAAGGGGAAGGUGUCAUCUGUGAAUUCCAGGUGGGUGGGCAGAAAGUACAGAUUUCUAAAGCCUUUUAGGAUGAUCAAAAAAUGUUGCAGAUGAUUUGAGGAGAAACCAUGCUCUCAAGCCUAAGUAAACCAAGGACUCCCUCUUGUUUAGGUUCCCAGUUAUAAGCAGGACUCUGCACUCACCAAUUCUAUCUUGGGGUGGGUUCUCUAGGACAGCAGGGAAGACAGUUCCUUAUCGAAGAGAACAGAAGCCAGGCACAAAGUCAUGCUAGGCCCAACUAUUCAGGAGGCUGAAGCAGGAGGAUCCUUUGAACCUGAGAGUUAGGACAGCUUAGGCAAUAUAGCAGGAUCCGUCUCACAAAACACUUUCAUUUUGUUAUCUUGGGUUCAUAGUAUAAACGUGGAUAAGAACUCCUUGGCUGGACUGUUUGCCAAAGAGAACAUUUAUUCUUUUAGAAAGCUAUUAUACAUUUCCAUACAAAGUUACCACUGCAGCAGCUGUGGGCUGACCUCAGGAACCUUCCAGUGAGCCCUCUCUUAUAAUUGCCCGAGCAAGGUUCCUGGCAAGAGCCAGUCUCAGCAUCUCCACCUUGGUGAUCUCUAUGUCGUCAUCCUAAAAAGCAGAGAGCAGGUGUGAGGAACAGCCGGG
Fukomys damarensis (Damara mole-rat) is the source of this 3797-nucleotide messenger RNA. It is a transcript of the gene Gga3, whose product is annotated as golgi associated, gamma adaptin ear containing, ARF binding protein 3. Gene Ontology annotation, molecular function: ubiquitin binding; small GTPase binding; phosphatidylinositol binding. Lineage: Eukaryota; Metazoa; Chordata; Mammalia; Rodentia; Bathyergidae. The record is from RefSeq and is a predicted model, not a curated record. Gene Ontology annotation, cellular component: trans-Golgi network. The coding region runs from base 74 to 2206 and encodes 710 amino acids. The transcript is spliced from 18 exons. Gene Ontology annotation, biological process: vesicle-mediated transport; intracellular protein transport.